CAAGCUGUUCAUAAAACUAUGAACAUGAAAGACUGCUGCAAUAAAUUAGAUCGUUAAGUGAUUUAGGCUAUAAAAUGUUUAUGUAAUUUUAACCCAACAUUCUAGAGUACUUGUAAAUGUGUGUGCAUGAAAGAUAAGAGCAUAAGGGAUGAUAACACUUCAUGCUGCUGGAGACGCAUUGAUAAUAAAGAAUAUUCUCCCAUAAACAUGCGCUCAGCUGGGGAGUAAAUAUAGAUCACAGCAAUUGUGUGUUGCAUUAGGCCUAUGCAUAGAAUUAGAAAUGUCAAGUGUUUGUAGCCUUAAGUAGAUGCAUAAGAUUAAACCCCCCUAAGAUUUCUGUUGUGUACUAGCACUUAAGUAAUACAUUUUGUUCAAUAAAAUUAGAAUUAAACUGACAAACGAACAAACAAGUUCUAGAAUUUGAUUCUCCCGCUAACAUUGGUCCUUCGACAAAAAAAAAACCAGCGGCCACAAAAAUAUAUUUCAAAAAAAAAAGAGAAUUAUAUUUUUGUAAAAAAAAAAAAACAAAACAGAAAAAAAAGCCAUAGGGGCAAAACAAAAAAAGCCAUAGGGGCAAAUAAAAAACAAAAAAAAAAGCCAUAGGGGCAAAACAAAAAAAAGCCAUAGGGGCAAAUAAAAAACAAAAAAAAAAAAAAAGCCAUAGGGGCAAAGAAAAAACAAAAAAAGCCAUAGGGGCAAAGAAAAAAUCAAAAAAAGCCAUAGGGGCAACAAAAGCAAAAAAAUAAAACAGAAUAAUUUUGAAAAAAGCCACAGGGGCAUUAAAAGAAAAGAAGCUAAAACUACAAAUUUUACUUGCUUCACAAAACAAGGAAAAAUGGCGUCGAGACAUAACUUGUAUAAGCUCCAAAGCCUACUCCUUAAAGAAGUAAUUGGGAUUAAGGAAAAACUGCAAGCAGGCAUGGUUCGGAAAGCAGCCAUGGGUGACACACUACGAUCCCUGGAAAGCAAAAUGAAGGAAGCCACUACGAACCACGAAAUGCUGAGAGUGCAUGGCGAAAACACUGAUCCCUAUUUCAAAGAAAAUGUUUGGGAUCUCAUCAACUUGAACUAUGGAAAAGCAAAGGAACUCCUAGCGAGUUUGGAAGAAGAGGUCGAGCGAGAACCGCAAAGGGUAAUAAAAGAAGCAGAGCCCGAAGUACAUGGGCUAAUGCUCGAUCAACAGUUAAAGGCCUUCCAAGAGGAAAUGCAACAACAGAUGCAACAACAAAUGCAACAAUUUAUGUUGAUGUUCGAGAAGAAUAAAAGAGAAAAUGAGGAAGAAAGACAAACCCAUAUAGAAUCAUCACCAAUGGGCAAUCAGGCGAAUAUAAAAGUAAGCGCAAUCAUCUACCAAUUCAGGAAAAAAGUAAACAAACUCGCCGAUGCCGUUGAAUGCGAUUUAGCUGGACUAUCAAAAUAUGCUUUGGAGUACAUGAAGUCAUCGUGGGAGAAGCAUAUGGAUGAAAUUAGGAAAUUGCAUCUCGAGCUCUCAACGGUGCAUGGAAUGGAAGAGGUAGAUCUCGAAUUUGAAGAAAUUGAAGAAAAGUUUGAGAGCAAAAUGCAGGAUAUGAUAAGAAGGAUAGAUGGUCUUAAAGAGGAGUCACUGGAAGUAGAACUAAAAAGAGUUCAAAUACCAUCCUUUAGUGGUCAUGUGGAAGAGUGGAGUUCAUUUCACGAUUUAUUUAAAAAGAUGAUUGAUGAAAACUCCAAAUUAUCAAAAGUUCAAAAACUGUACUACCUCAAGACAAAUCUAAAAGGAGAGGCAUUUCGCUUGGUGCAACAUCUUCAAGUGACCGAGGCAAAUUAUGAAGCAGCAUGGGAAUUACUGGAAAAAAGAUAUGGCAACAGGAGAAUUUUAUUCACUAAAUUGGUAGAUAGAAUACUGGACCAUCAAAACAUCAACAGCCUGUCAGCAAUAAGCAUAAGAAAUUUGCUGGACAAUGUAAAUGAAAGUAUUCAGGCGUUGAAAGCAAUGGAUAUUCCCCUAGAGCAAGCGGAUCCCAUUUUAGCCCGAAUAAUUAUACGGAAACUGGAUAAGGAUGGGCUUAUUCUUUAUGAGCAGAAUGUAAAGAAAUCCAAGGACAUCCAAAAACUUGAGGAUGUGAUGGACUUCCUGGAGCAGCAGUUUCAAGCCUUGGAAGCUUCAGUAGGCAGAAAACACAAUAACAUAGGACUGUACAAACUCCAAGAAAAAUCAGCAGUGGUAGCGGAAUUUAAACAAUGUAAGUUCUGUAAAAUGAGCGGACAUGAUAUCGCAUGGUGCAGAAAAUUUUCGGCGUUAUCUUCGAAUGAAAGAUACAAUUGGGCAAGAUCAGCACAGGUCUGCCUCAGAUGCUUAAGCCACAACAAGGAUAAAAAAUGUUACAAUGAAAUUAAAUGCCAGAAGUGUGGAAUGAAUCACAUCACAGUGAUGCAUUUAGAGCGAAGAGGACAUACGAAAGCAAUGACCACCAAUACAACAACAAAUGUUCUGCUAGCAACAGCCCAAGUUCGUAUAAAAUCACUGCAUGGAGAAUUUGUAACAGUCAAAGCGCUGAUAGACCAAGGAUCACAAAUUACAUCCAUAUCAGAGGACGCGGCUCAACUGUUGCAGCUACCAAGGAAGAAGACAGAAGUGAGGUUACAAGGUCUAGGAGAGACCCUAGUUGGCGUGGCGAAAUCUAAAGUUGCACUGGAACUACGACCCAGAUUUUUGAGCAACAUAAUGAUUAAGGCAGAAGCACUAGUCCUUCCAGCACUUGCAUCAGCACAUCCCGACAGAAGGUUUCAAUAUGACGUGGAUAAAUGGAGAAAUGUAAAUUUGGCAGAUCCAAAUUUCAACAGCCCGGAAAGAAUCGAUUUAGUCAUUGGAGCCGAUCUUUACUCACAAAUAUUGGAAGAAGGAGUUCGCCACGAUGAGCAAAUUGUGGGACAAAAUACGAAGUUGGGUUGGAUUUUAUCUGGAACAGUAGUAGUAAAUCCUGGAUUGAACAUAAAGAAAUCGGCAGCAACAACAACAAUUGAGAGGUUCUGGGAAAUAGAGGAAAUAGAAGAUGAAAAAACGACCGAAGAAGACGAAUACUGCCUUAAGUUAUAUGAAGACACAACACGCCGAGACAAUUCAGGAAGAUUUGUCGUGCGUUUGCCGUUAAUUGAAGAAAAAGAUUUGGGAGAUUCAUAUAAAAGAGCCAUGGCGAGGUUUAUAAACUUGGAAAAAAGAUUAGAAAAUAAUGCGGAAUUAAAGUCAGAGUACGAGAAAACAAUGAACGAGCUCAUAUCCAUGGGCCAAAUGGUAAAGGUGGAUCCAAGUAAGAAGGCUUUGUAUUAUAUGCCGCACCAAGCAGUGGUACGUGAAACAAGUCUAACCACAAAAGUUAGAGUGGUAUUUGAUGCUUCAUCGACAACUUCAAAUGGGAAGUCGCUGAAUGACAUACUUCACGUGGGACCAAGGCUUCAAAAAGAUAUAUUUGACAUUGUAACAAAGUGGAGAUCGUGGAAGUUUGUCAUCUCAGCUGAUGUGGAGAAAAUGUUUCGUCAGAUUAAAGUUGAAAAAGAAGACCAGGAAUACCAACAUGUGUUGUGGAGGAGUAAUCCGUCGGAGCCUAUCCAACAAUAUAAACUUACUACGGUAACAUAUGGCACUGCAUCAGCACCAUUUCUGGCUGUAAGAUCGCUCAUAGAAAUUGGAAAUAGGUGCCAGAAUCAAGAAAUCGCUCAGAGGAUCAAAGAAGAUUUCUACAUGGACGACCUUUUAACAGGAGCGAAUACAAAACAAGAAUGCAGGGAGGUGCAGAAGAAGAUAACGCUGCAACUGGAGGAUUAUGGGUUUCAUUUAAGAAAAUGGAUAUCAAACUCUCCUGAAGUAUUGAGUGCGGUGAAAUUGAAUGAAGAAAAUGAAGUGCUGAGAAUAGAAGAAGAUGAAUGCUUGAAAACAUUGGGAUUACAAUGGAAUCCACAGAUCGAUUGCUUUACAUUUAGUAUGCAAAUUAAAAAAGAAGACAAGUUGACAAAACGAAUAGCAUUGUCAAGACUGGCACAAAUAUUCGAUCCAUUAGGUUGGCUGACGCCAGUCACGGUAACAGCAAAACUAUUUAUACAGCAGUUAUGGAUACAACAAAUAGAAUGGGAUGUGCCAUUGGAGGAGAAAUUGAGUGGAGAUUGGCGGCAGUUUACAUACAGUCUGCCUGCUUUAGAAAAUUUAAGGAUUCCAAGAUGGUUUGGAAUAUUGGAAGACAAAACUGCACAGUUACAUGGGUUUGCAGAUGCUUCCGAGAAGGCUUAUGCAGCAGUCGUAUACCUUAAGGUAAAUUCGCAGGUGACCAUAGUGGCUGCAAAAAGUAAGGUAAAUCCAGUAAAAAAUAGGAAGACGCUUCCAAAGCUGGAACUUUGUGCAACACAUCUAUUGGCUAAACUACUACAGAAGAUCAAAGGAGUAUUGAAGUCAGCAACACCAACUUUUGCUUGGAGUGAUUCCAUGAUUUCCUUGGCAUGGAUUCACAACUCCAAAAACAAGGAUAAGUUCAUAAAAACAAGGGUGAUGGAUAUUUUGGAGAGAAUACCCGAAGCGAAAUGGGGCUACGUCAAGUCAAAGGAGAAUCCAGCAGAUAUGGGUUCAAGGGGUGUCCCACCGGAGACUUUGACAAACAAUACAUUGUGGUGGGAAGGCCCCGAAUGGCUGAAAAAAGAUGAACAAGAUUGGCCAAAAAGCAACAUAAAUCAAACAGUAGCAACAACAGUAAAGUUUUCGACUGAAAACCACUUAUAUGAAAGUAUGAUGAAGUAUUCGUCAUUUAAGAAACAGAUACGUGUAAUGGCUUAUCUACUGCGUUUUAUAAAAGGGCUAAAAAAGAAGCGAGCAGUAAAUGAGCAUUUGACGGCAAAAGAGUUGGAAGAAGCAGAGAUGGAGAUAAUAAAACUACAUCAAGAAAGAGAAUGGCCAGUGGAACUAAGGAAAUUGAAGACAUUGGGAACGGUGGAUCAUCAAAGUAAAAUAGCUUCACUACAUCCACAGUUGGAUCGAAAUGGCAUAAUGCGGGUUGGUGGAAGACUUGCUUUGUCAGAGCUGAACUAUAACCAAAAGCAUCCAAUAAUUAUUCAAAAGUCAAGAUUAGCGGGAAAUAUCAUUCGAAAUUGUCAUAUUCAAACGAUGCAUGGAGGAAAUCGACUUAUGGAAAAUAUACUAAGACGAAAAUAUUGGAUUAUUGGAGCUAAAAAUAGGAUAAAACUUUGCAUUAGGUGUUGUCCAAGAUGUACGCGCUUUAGAGGUGAAGUGCGAAAUCAAUUGAUGGGAAAUUUACCAGCUUACCGUGUCAGUAUAAAUCAACCCUUUCAACACUGUGGCAUUGAUUAUGCGGGUCCGCUACAAAUACGGUGCUCCAAAACAAGAGGAGUGAAGGCUAUGAAGGGUUACGUAGCGGUGUUCGUAUGCAUGGUAACUAAGGCGGUUCAUUUGGAAGCUGUCAGCGAACUUACAACGGAAGCAUUUCUGGCGGCGCUAAGGCGAUUUUUCGCGAGAAGAGGAAAAUCAACCGACUUAUAUUCAGACAACGGAACGAACUUCGUAGGGGCAGCAAGGCAGCUCGACAGAGACUUUUUGGAUGCCGUUAAAAACAACACGAAGUUAGCUCCCAUUUUGGAAAAUGAAAAAAUAAGUUGGCAUUUCAUUCCGCCGGCAGCUCCUCACGUUGGAGGAAUUUGGGAAGCAGCAGUGAAGUCCAUGAAAUAUCACCUAAAAAGAAUAAUUGGUGAUACGAAAUUGACUUACGAGGAGUUGAGUACGGUGCUAUCUCAGAUUGAAGCAGUAUUAAAUUCGAGGCCGCUACAUGAACUUGGAAGCGGUACAGAAUAUAUUGACACUUUAACACCUGGACAUUUCUUAAUUGGCCGUCCGAUGUUAGAAUCACCGGCGACUAUCGAUGAAGGUAACUUAGGAUGUCUUAAUAGAUGGAAACUGCUACAACGAAUUAAAAGUCAUUUUUGGAGCAGAUGGAAAGAGGAGUAUCUAACCACAUUACAAAACCGAAUGAAAUGGAAGAAACAAAAUAAUAAUGUGGAAAUAGGCAAUGUGGUGAUAUUGAAAAACGAAGAAACGCACGCGGCGCGAUGGCCACUGGCCAAGGUGGUAGAAGUCCAUCCAGGGAAGGACGGAGUUGUAAGGAUUGUGACAGUUAAAACACAAGACGGCGUGAUAAAGAGGCCAAUUAACAAAUUAUGUCCAUUGGAGCAUAUGGACGAGGAAUCUGAAGAAUUGCCCAGACAGGAAAAACAGGCGGAAAUUACACAUACUAAUAUGACAAGAUGUGAGCGAAAAAUAAGGAAACAACCAAUAACGUGGGCAAUGAUGCUGAACUUAUUUUUACUAAUAUCUACCAAGGCAUCAUCUGUACAUGAACUGAAUAGUUCGGCUGCGGUAUAUUUGGAUCCCAUGUCUCAAAUUCACAUGGUUUCCUCAUCAUGGAAUAUGGUUGUGUACUUUGAGCUGAAACCAUAUUUAGAAACAUUAGACCUGGCUUCCGAAUUGCUGAAAACAUCAAAAAGCUUAUGCCCACGACUUCAAACUUUUGAGGAGCAGUGUUGGUCCACGAUUAACAAUAUGGAACUCAAGAUUAAUAAGAUAAAGACCAACAAUCGAUUAUUCCUCAGAGAAGACAAUCGUCAAAAAAGAGGAGCUCCGUUGAAAUUUGUAGGUUCGUUUCAACACUGGGCAUUUGGGAUAAUGGACGAUGACGAUCGAGUAGCUAUGGAGAGCAAUAUGAAAAAUCUAUUAGCCAACCAAAAGGAUUUGAAGAAGUUAGCAAAACAACAGACAUCUGUAGUCGACGCUACAGUAAAUCUUUUAAGGAAAACCACAGAGGAAGAGAAUUCGCACUUUUCGGAUAUCAAAGGCAAAAUUGAGAACAUAAGUGCUACAAUGAAUGAGAAUUACUUCGUGUAUAGAGAAUCCAUACGAUUCUUUAUAAUAGCAAAACAAAUUCAUGAGCUUUUGGAAGAAUGUGACGAAGUCCAAAAAGAAGUUGUUGAUGCAUUAAUUGAUGUAAACAGCGGUAAGUUUCAUCCCGUCCUGAUAACACCCAAACAAUUACAAGCAGAGAUAGUAAAAAUACGAGAUGCUCUGCCUGAAAAAUAUGUACUGCCAGGAAAGCGUACAGGAAUGGAAUUAAAAGAGAUCUUACAUUUGAUGACGUGCCACGGAUCGUUUGUGGGGUCCCAACUGGUAAUUAAUAUAAAAAUACCGCUGUUCAAUCGGCAGUCAUCCCAGUUUUACAAAGUAAUUCCGAUACCAUUUGAAGAAGGAAAUACGAUAUUGAUAGCCCGGGUGAAUUCCCCGUACAUUGUAUAUAAUUUUGAGCUGGAUUCUUUUCAUUUCUUAACACAGCCUAUGCUGAAUGAGUGCAAAGAGACGUUGGGUAAGGAGAUAAUGUGCGAAGAGAAUUUUCCAUGGAGAGAUGCAACUACAAAUAAUUGUGAAUUAUCUCCUCUGAGACCGCACAUAAAACUAAACUGCGCCUAUGACGAAGUGGAACGAAUGCCUUAUUGGAUGCCAUUGAAACGAAAUGGCAAUUGGCUUUUUAAAACCUUUUCAAGUACAACAGCUCAUUUGCAAUGCUCUCACAAACAACAGACGAUUAUGGAACUUCCAAAGCAAGGAAUUCUCACGCUGGAUGCAGACUGUACAGCGAGGAUCGGUAAAGAUGUAAGUCCGGACGAAAAAGAAUCAAUCAAACCCCUUGGAAAUAUACUUAUCAAUCAUCAUCAAGAAAUUGACGAGCUAAAGAAAUUCGUGGACAAGUUAAAGAAAGAAAAUGUGGAAUUGCGAGGCUUGAAGUUCCAUCACAUCUCAUCACACGUAGCUUUUAUUUUAGUAAUUAUAGUAAUAAUAAUUCUAAUUAUUUUAUUUAUAAGAAGACAGAAAAAAUUAAAACGCAUAACCGAAAUUCAAUUUCCCCGAGGCCAGGAUGUCUAAAUAAAUUAUUUGCCGCCCGGGAAAAUGUUCAUAAAACUAUGAACAUGAAAGACUGCUGCAAUAAAUUAGAUCGUUAAGUGAUUUAGGCUAUAAAAUGUUUAUGUAAUUUUAACCCAACAUUCUAGAGUACUUGUAAAUGUGUGUGCAUGAAAGAUAAGAGCAUAAGGGAUGAUAACACUUCAUGCUGCUGGAGACGCAUUGAUAAUAAAGAAUAUUCUCCCAUAAACAUGCGCUCAGCUGGGGAGUAAAUAUAGAUCACAGCAAUUGUGUGUUGCAUUAGGCCUAUGCAUAGAAUUAGAAAUGUCAAGUGUUUGUAGCCUUAAGUAGAUGCAUAAGAUUAAACCCCCCUAAGAUUUCUGUUGUGUACUAGCACUUAAGUAAUACAUUUUGUUCAAUAAAAUUAGAAUUAAACUGACAAACGAACAAACAA
Molecule: messenger RNA, 8372 nt
Organism: Musca domestica (house fly)
Lineage: Eukaryota; Metazoa; Arthropoda; Insecta; Diptera; Muscidae
Exons: 2
Coding region: 836-7942 (2368 amino acids)
Biological process (GO): DNA integration
Molecular function (GO): nucleic acid binding
Source: RefSeq, a predicted model, not a curated record